Messenger RNA from Arachis duranensis, 1005 nucleotides. RefSeq lists its product as uncharacterized. The transcript is spliced from 2 exons. NCBI's taxonomy places the organism in Eukaryota, Viridiplantae, Streptophyta, Magnoliopsida, Fabales, Fabaceae. Bases 1 to 1005 code for a protein of 334 amino acids. The record is from RefSeq and is a predicted model, not a curated record.
AUGGCUGCUCAAAUCGUUGAACUGAACCAUGCUCGGAUAGAACAUAACGACACUCAUCACCAGCAACCAGAAGAUAAUGAGCAUCAUUCCCAGCCCUCUCAUGUCUCGGAGACUAUCCGAGCCGAAGAGGUUCAACCUGAAGAUGAAAAGGAAGAGUCCGAUGAACUUGUAGGACCCUUCACAGAAGAAGUAAUGAACUUCGUAUUGCCGAAGAGAUUCACCUUGCCACUAACCCUCACACCUUAUGAUGGGCUCGGAGACCCGAAGAAAUUUCUCAAAAAGUUCCGAUCAAUAAUGAUCGUCAACGGUUCUAUCUCACGAUUUCAGCAGCUGGCGAAGCUAUUUGAAGAACACUUUGCUGGAUCCGCGAUUUACCUGCACUACUCCGAUUAUCUGAAUAUGAUCAAACAGGGACCGAACGAAAGCUUGAAGGACUAUAUGACCCGCUUCACCAAAGUCGCCAUCAGUAUACCUGACCUCCACCCCGAGGCUCACCUAUACACAAUCAAAAGCAGACUUCGUCCUGAAAAAUUCCAGGAGACCAUCGCAGUAGCCAAGCCGAGGACCCUUGCAGAGUUUUGCGAGAAAGCAAAAGGCCAAAUUGAUAUCGAAGAACUCAAACAAGCUCAGAAAUCCGAAAAGACAAACUACCGAGAUGAAGAUAAGGCCCUAAGCACUAAGAAAAAUUUUAAACUAACCCCUCGAUUUGAUUCCUAUACGCAGUUCAAUACUAAGCGAGAUGACAUAAUUAUAGAGAUCUUAAAUUCAAAGCUCAUCAAGCCACCAAGAAAGGUUGGUACCUAUCAAGAUACAAAGAACGUGGAUAAGUCUAAAUAUUGUGCUUUCCACCAGAAACACGGCCAUAACACUGACGACUAUGUGGUGGCCAAGGACCUUCUGGAACGCCUAGCUAGGCAAGGACACCUUGACAAAUACAUUGGGGGUCACAUCCAAAAGCACAUCACACCUUCCACAACCAACGAUUCGUCCGAACAACAAAACUGA